Gamsiella multidivaricata is the source of this 358-nucleotide messenger RNA. RefSeq lists its product as uncharacterized. NCBI's taxonomy places the organism in Eukaryota, Fungi, Mortierellomycota, Mortierellomycetes, Mortierellales, Mortierellaceae. The coding region runs from base 79 to 303 and encodes 74 amino acids. The record is from RefSeq and is a predicted model, not a curated record. The transcript has a single exon.
GAGGGAAGGAAGGAAGGAAGCAUGUUUAUUUUCAUGAACAGAUUUGAUAUGAGUUGAUUGGUUGGUGGAUGAUGGGCUAUGGCCCUAUCACACACUACCAGAGUGAAUGGAUCCUUGAGGUGUUUGCUUUUUUACUUCGACUUUGGGCUUUGGGCUUUGACUUUGGUUUUGGCUUCACAUGCAGGGCAAGGUGGGGAAAAAAAAAUGACUCACGUGCAGCAUCCCAAAUCUAGCUCCAACUCAAAAAAAAUGCUUCAAGGCACGGAAGCUUAUUGGCCAGUUGGAUUCAUCGCCUUCUUUUGAGUUCUCAUCACACUUUCCCGCUUUCCUUUUUUCACAUCUUUCUCUCCACUCUCUC